This is a messenger RNA of Carya illinoinensis, 1828 nucleotides long. Its product is annotated as pectinesterase/pectinesterase inhibitor PPE8B-like. Bases 169 to 1725 code for a protein of 518 amino acids. Gene Ontology annotation, molecular function: pectinesterase inhibitor activity; pectinesterase activity. NCBI's taxonomy places the organism in Eukaryota, Viridiplantae, Streptophyta, Magnoliopsida, Fagales, Juglandaceae. Gene Ontology annotation, biological process: cell wall modification. The record is from RefSeq and is a predicted model, not a curated record. The transcript has 3 exons.
CCUACCCCCAUCAACCCCUCCUCUGAUCACCAUCCCUAUGAUCCUCAAAUAUAUAGACUCUCUCCCCUUCGUUCUGAAAUAGCUAGAUGCAUAAACACUAGCUAUAUUUGUAGUAAAUCCAAGUCUUGUGUUUCUCUGCUGACAAGUUAAACAGUGUACAGUUCGCAAAUGGCUCCUUCAGUUACCAUAAAACUUCUAAGAACCUUGUGGAUGCUCCUUGUCCUGUGUAUGUGUACCAUGCUUGCUCCCAGCUCUCAAACAGAUCUCUCACAGUGGGAGUUCUUAAAGGUGCCCUCGUCCGAAUUCGUCGACUCUGUGAAGAACACCAUCGACGCUGUACAAGAGGUGACCUCCAUUUUCUCUCCCUUUGUCAAUGCUUUUGGCGAUUUCCGCCUUUCCAAUGCUGUUUCCGACUGUCUUGAUUUGCUCGACUUAUCCGUCGACCAUUUGAGUUGGUCUGUCUCUGCUAUCGAGAAUCCGGAAGGUACUAAUAAUAGCACUGGAGAUAUGAAUUCAGAUUUGAAGACAUGGUUGAGCGCUGCAUUAGUUAACCAGGACACAUGCAAUGAAGGAUUGGAAGGCACCAAUGGCAUUGUGAAAGAAUUGGUGAGCGGUGGCCUUAACCAAGUGACCUCUUUAGUGCAGCAACUUCUUAACAUGGUGCACCCACCAAUUUCAAAAAGCCCCGGGCGUAAGCUCAAAGCAAGGAAAGACCAAUUUCCUUCAUGGGUAAAAUCCGGGGAGCGGAAGCUCCUUGAAGCUUCAAAUGGGAUAAAGGUUGAUGCUAUAGUAGCUGCAGAUGGGAGUGGGAAUUACACAAACGUGAUGGAUGCGGUCUUAGAAGCUCCUGAUUAUAGCCUAAGCCGCUAUAUUAUCUACAUCAAGAGGGGCGUGUAUAAAGAGUAUGUGGAGAUCAAGAAGAAGAAAUGGAACCUGGUGAUGAUUGGAGAUGGUAUGAAUGCCACUGUCAUUUCCGGUAAUCGGAAUUAUGUUGAUCUUUGGCCCACAUUUCGGACCGCAACCUUCGCUGUCAGUGGCAGAGGGUUCAUAGCGAGAGACAUCACAUUCGAGAACACAGCAGGGCCGGAGAAGCACCAGGCAGUUGCGCUGAGAUCCGACUCAGACCUAUCUGUGUUCUUCCGGUGCGGCAUGAGGGGAUACCAGGACACCCUCUACACGCACACAAUGCGCCAGUUUUACAGAGAAUGCCGCAUCAGUGGCACCGUCGAUUUCAUGUUCGGCGACGGCACCGUGGUGUUUCAAAACUGCCAAAUUCUGGCCAAAAAAGGUCUGCCAAAUCAAAAGAACACCAUAACCGCUCAGGGUCGCAAAGACCCAUCACAACCAACAGGCUUCUCCAUCCAAUUCUGCAACAUUUCUGCAGAUUCAGAUCUCUUAGCCUCAGUUAACUCAACGGCCACGUACUUGGGUAGACCCUGGAAACAGUACUCACGCACCAUUAUCAUGCAAUCGUACAUGAGCAAUGCCGUGAGGCCUGAAGGGUGGCUUGAGUGGAAUGCUAGUUUGCAUUUGGAUACAUUGUACUACGGUGAAUUGAUGAACUACGGUCCUGGAGCAACACAAGGCAGCCGCGUGAAGUGGCCUGGCUUUCACGUGUUUAACCAAUCCAGUCAGGCUAAUAAUUUUACGGUGAAUCAAUUCAUCGAUGGGAAUUUGUGGCUGCCUUCUACUGGUGUCAGAUACACGGCGGGUUUCCGUGUUUAAUUAAUUAGCAGUCAACAAAACUUAAUCCUUUGUGGUUAUUUAUCUUCUUCUUGUAAUCAUUUAAUUUAUAGCGGUCAUAAUGGAAAUUUUGGGUUGAUAAUAA